AUGCUGGAUGGCUGCAGCUGGCGGGCAUGGGUGGUGCGGGCAUUGGUGGCGGGCAUUGGUGGCGCGGGCGCCACCGCCCAUGUGGCCACGGCUAGCUGCCUGAAUGGGAGCCGACUGACUAUAGAGCUCCUGAUGCCGGGCGUUCCCUGUCCAGUCAGCCUGCCGGCUAACGGCGUGGCAAAUGGUGGCGGCGCCGCCGCCCCGGCCGAUGCGCCCAAGAAGCAGAGCCCCAAGGUCCACUCUGUGGCCUCAGAGGAGGACCUGGUUACGCUGCACAACCUGCUGGCCGAUGCUCAGGAGGCGCAGGCCAAGUAUUCGCGCUUCACGCAGGAGCAGGUGGACGAGAUCUUUGUGGCGGCAGCGCUGGCGGCCAACCAGGCCCGCCUGCCGCUGGCCAAGAUGGCGGUGGAGGAGACGCGCAUGGGGCUGGUGGAGGACAAGGUCACCAAGAACCACUUCGCCUCUGAGUUUGUGUGCAACAAGUACCGCUUCGAGAAGACGUGCGACGUGAUUGAGGUGGAUGCGCCUGGCGGCGUGACCAAGGUGGCAGAGCCCGUGGGCGUGAUUGCAGGCGUGGUGCCUACCACCAACCCCACCUCCACCGCCAUCUUCAAGGCCCUGCUUGCCCUCAAGACCCGCAACGCCCUGGUGCUGUGCCCGCACCCGCGCGCCAGGCGCUGCACGAUUGAGGCGGCUCGCAUCGUGCACGAGGCGGCGGUGGCUGCGGGGGCGCCGCGCCACAUCAUCUCCUGGAUCGAGCACCCCUCCAUGUGCAUCUCCCAGGCGCUCAUGCAGUCCCCAGAGAUCUCCCUCAUCCUGGCCACGGGCGGACCCCAGAUGGUGCGCGCCGCCUACUCGUCUGGCCACCCCGCGCUGGGCGUGGGCGCGGGCAACACGCCCGCCGUCAUCGACGAGACCGCCGACAUCCAAAUGGCUGUGUCCUCCAUCCUGACCUUUGACAACGGUGUGAUCUGCGCCAGCGAGCAGAGCGUGGUGGUGGUGGACUCUGUGUACGACAAGGUGCGGGAGGAGCUGGUGCGCCGCGGCUGCUACUUCCUCAAGGACGAGGAGGAGAAGGACAAGGUGCGCUCCACGCUGAUUGUGGAUGGGCGGCUGAAUGCCGACGUGGUGGGUCAGUCUGCGGUGAAGCUGGCAGAGAUCUUUGGGCUGACGGUGCCCGAGUGGACGCGCGUGCUGGUGGGAGAGGUGGACCGCAUCGGCAAGGAUGAGCCCCUGUCUGAGGAGAAGCUGUGCCCGCUGCUGGCCAUGUACCGCGCCCGCGACUUUGACGACGCAGUGCAGAAGGCCGACCGCCUGGUCAUGCUGUUUGGCGCGGGCCACACCUCCGUGCUGUACACCUCCCCGCUCAACCGCGCCCGCAUCGAGCGCUUCACCCGCGCCAUCAAGACUGUGCGCGUGCUGGUCAACACACCCUCCAGCCAGGGCGCCAUCGGCGACCUCUACAACUUCCACCUCGACCCCUCCCUCACCCUGGGCUGCGGCUCCUGGGGCUCCACCUCCGUCUCCACCAACGUGGGCCCCCGCCACCUGCUCAACAUCAAGAGCGGCAUCGAGCGGCGCGAGAACAUGCUGUGGUUCCGCGUCCCGCCCAAGGUCUACUUCAAGGGCGGCUGCCUGGAGCCGGCGUUGCGCGAGCUCAAGGGCAAGCGCCGCGCCUUCAUUGUCACGGACAAGCCGCUGUUUGACCUGGGGUACGCCGACCAGGUGACGCGCAUCCUGGACACCGUCAACAUCCAGUACCAGGUCUUCUACCACGUGGCCCCCGACCCCACCCUGGCCUGCAUCCGCGAGGGCCUGUCUGAGAUGAACGAGUUCAGGCCCGACGUCAUCAUCGCGCUGGGCGGCGGCUCGCCCAUGGAUGCAGCCAAGGUCAUGUGGCUGAUGUACGAGGUGCCCGACAUCAAGUUUGAGAGCCUGGCCAUCCGCUUCAUGGACAUCCGCAAGAGGGUGUACGAGGUGCCGGAGCUGGGCAAGAAGGCGCAGCUGAUCUGCGUGCCCACCACCUCGGGCACCGGCUCCGAGGUCACGCCGUUUGCGGUUGUGACCGAUGAGUCCACCGGCAUGAAGUAUCCGCUGGCCGACUAUGCGCUCACACCCAACGUGCUGGCCCACAAGCUGGGCUCCGCCUUCCACGUGCCGCACGGCCUGGCCAACGCCGCCCUCAUCUCCCACGUCAUCCGCUACAACGCCACAGACAGGCCCCUCAAGAUGGCCGCCUUCCCGCAGUACCAGUUCCCGCAGGCCAAGGGCCACUACGCGGAGCUCAGCGACAUGCUGGGCCUGGGCGGGGGCAGCCCCGACGAGAAGGUGAUCAAGCUGAUUGAGGCGGUGGAGGAGCUGAAGCGGCAGUGCGACAUACCGCCCACCAUCCGCGACAUCCUGGGCGCCGACAAGGAGGGCGAGUACAUGGCGGCGCUGGACGAGAUGGCGGAGAACGCGUUUGACGACCAGUGCACGGGCGCCAACCCGCGCUACCCGCUCAUCUCCGACCUCAGGCAGAUCCUCAAGAUGACGGCGGUGGGGAAGAGCUGGGCCACCCGGCGCACCGCCUCGCGCGCCUGCUCCGACAUCAGCGCCAGGUCGGGGUUGGACACGAUGGGCGUCAGCGUGCCUGCGCGGGCGCCACGCGGCGGCGGCGGGGCGCGGUGA
This is a messenger RNA of Chlorella variabilis, 2670 nucleotides long. RefSeq lists its product as hypothetical. Gene Ontology annotation, molecular function: acetaldehyde dehydrogenase (acetylating, NAD+) activity; metal ion binding; alcohol dehydrogenase (NAD+) activity. Gene Ontology annotation, biological process: alcohol metabolic process; carbon utilization. NCBI's taxonomy places the organism in Eukaryota, Viridiplantae, Chlorophyta, Trebouxiophyceae, Chlorellales, Chlorellaceae. Bases 1 to 2670 code for a protein of 889 amino acids. Gene Ontology annotation, cellular component: mitochondrion. The record is from RefSeq and is a predicted model, not a curated record. The transcript is spliced from 23 exons.